Messenger RNA from Paramecium tetraurelia, 588 nucleotides. RefSeq lists its product as uncharacterized. The transcript has a single exon. Lineage: Eukaryota; Ciliophora; Oligohymenophorea; Peniculida; Parameciidae. The record is from RefSeq and is a predicted model, not a curated record.
AUGAUUUAAAAGGAGAAUCAAACAUUCAAAUACCCAUCAAUUAACUAUUGCAAUCCCAAUUCCUCAUUUAGAAGAUAUGUAAAAGAUGAAACUUACACUCAAUGUAUCAUAGAACUCAAAGUGGAGGAUUACCAACGCUCAUCUAUUUCAACUGAAGGAUCAUUUGACUAUUCACAAUCUUUAAAAAUUAAUAAAAAGACUAAAAUUCACAAAAACAAAGAUAAAUAAUUACCACAAAAAUCAGAAACAAAGAACAUACCCAAAAAUUUUGGGGUUUUGCUCAAGAAAUAUUUAUGUACUCUUUAUACUAUUUUAUUAGGUAGUAAAAAUGUAGAAAAUUAAGCAAUCAAAGCAUUCUUAAAGAAUGGAGAAAACAAAAAGAAUUUCUCAAGACAAGAUUUCACUCGUCUUUUUAAUGAUCCUUAUGCAGCAGACCUAUCCAGAGAGUAUUUCUCAGGUUUUUAAAUAAUACAUGAUCUUAUGAUAAGUGAAAAAAUAUAGGAUGUCAAAAAUCAUCUCAAGUAUAUAAGUAAAUUUUAUAAUUCCACUUAUAAUAAAUAAGAGCUUGAUGAACUUAAGUUAUAAUGA